Rhododendron vialii is the source of this 1412-nucleotide messenger RNA. RefSeq lists its product as uncharacterized. The record is from RefSeq and is a predicted model, not a curated record. Lineage: Eukaryota; Viridiplantae; Streptophyta; Magnoliopsida; Ericales; Ericaceae. Gene Ontology annotation, biological process: maturation of LSU-rRNA; maturation of 5.8S rRNA. The coding region runs from base 40 to 1137 and encodes 365 amino acids. Gene Ontology annotation, cellular component: nucleolus; preribosome, large subunit precursor. The transcript has 11 exons. Gene Ontology annotation, molecular function: rRNA primary transcript binding.
AUUUUGGAUGCUGUUUAGAAAAACCAUUUCACAGCAGCCAUGGCAGGAAAGCGGAAGAAGAGCGACGAUGGAGAUGAGGACGGCAGCAAAAGCAAUCGCAAGAGUUUCGUCGUCGUCGGAGACGACGAUAGCAAGCAGAAGAAGAACGGAAGUAAUGGGCAGCAGCUGCUUCCGUCGACGAUAAAGAACAAGGAGAAGAGGUCCGCCGUACACGCCAAGCUCAAGCAACAGAAGAAGCUCGAGAAACGCAAGAGGGCCAAGACUCGUGAUGCCGCUGAGAAGCGGGCUCUUGAGCUCGGCGAGGAGCCGCCGCCGAAGAUGAUCCCCCGCACCAUUGAGAAUACCAGGGAGCUUGACGAAACCGUUUGCAAACCCGAUGAUGAAGAGCUGUUUGCGGGUAAUGACGCGGAUGAAUUCUGUUCAGUUUUGAAGCGUGAAUGCAAUCCGAAGAUAUUGAUCACCACUGGCCGUUUCAACUCUACUAGGGGACCAGCUUUUAUAUCGGAAUUACUUACUGUGAUCCCAAAUGCUCAUUACUUCAAGAGAGGAACCUAUGAUCUGAAAAAGAUUGUAGAGUAUGGAAGGACUAAAGAUUUCACUUCUCUUAUAGUUGUUCAUACUAACCGAAGGGAACCUGAUGCUCUCCUUGUCAUUGGUUUACCUGAUGGUCCUACUGCCCAUUUCAAGCUCUCAAAACUUGUUUUGCGCAAAGACAUUAAGAAUCAUGGAAACCCGACUAGUCACGAGCCUGAGCUUGUUUUGUCUAACUUCACAACGCGUCUGGGUCAUCGCAUUGGCAGGUUAAUACAGUCUCUGUUCCCGCAAUCUCCAAAUUUCCGUGGCCGGCGAGUGGUAACCUUCCACAAUCAGAGAGAUUUUAUAUUCUUUCGCCAUCAUCGGUACAUUUUCGAAAGCAAAGAAACGAAACAGAUUGACUCAAAAGGGAAAAAAGGCAAGGACACCAAGGAGGAAAACGGCUCUCAAGAGAAAAUGGUUGCCCGCCUUCAGGAAUGUGGUCCUCGUUUCACGUUGAAGUUGAUUAGUCUGCAACAUGGAACAUUUGAUACGAAAAGUGGAGAAUAUGAGUGGGUUCACAAGGCGGAGAUGGACACUAGUCGCAGGAGAUUUUUCUUGUAAUGUGCUUUGGAAUCUCGCUAAUUAUUUUCUCGGUGCUUCUAAAGAAGUCUUUUUAAUGAGGAUUUUGUUUUAUUCUUUCGUGUAAUUUUUUCCCUCUUUUUGGUUGGGGGUAGGGAGUAAUACAAGGUAAAAGUCAGCACCUUGUAACGAUAAAUUAUGUAGUGUGCCGUUUCUAUCUCUUGAUUGGUACUCCGUCCUUGUGACAUUGAAAUUAUGAAUUUUUCUUUCGGAUAAUGUCAUUUAUAGUGAAGAGGAUACUCCCCGAGUUACAUCAA